Molecule: messenger RNA, 636 nt
Organism: Eriocheir sinensis (Chinese mitten crab)
Lineage: Eukaryota; Metazoa; Arthropoda; Malacostraca; Decapoda; Varunidae
Exons: 3
Coding region: 126-458 (110 amino acids)
Source: RefSeq, a predicted model, not a curated record
UAUAGAAAAAAGUAUAUAUAUGGUGGGUCUUGAUUGGCUAUAAUCCCUAGUGACGUCACAACUAGGCGUAUAUAAGAGGACAACCACACGCACGCACAGAGAUAAUCUCAACUCCAACAGACAACAUGAAGGUUCUGGCGGUGCUGUGUCUGGCGGCGGCUUGCUCGGCCAUGCCCACUUCUGGGAUAGUCGGACCCUCAGGCUCCAUUGGACCGUCAGGCUUGGUUGGUCCUUCCGGCCCCGUCCAGUUUAACACUCCCGCCUGGGCCUUCUUCGGAAACGCUGCCCACGCCCACCUCGCCGCCCUCAAUGCCGUACGCGCCCCCGCCGCCGCCCGCCCCCUCAUUUACCAGGCGGCACCCGCCGUGCAGGCGGCUUAUGGCGUGGAUGCCGCGGGCUGUGUGAGCGGGCCGUCCGGCAAGGUGUGUCCCACCGGCAACAUACAGUUCCUAGCAUAAAAUCAAAUAUGGGACCACCACUGUUUACUGCUAUAUGCAGUCUUCAUCCCUUUUCUUACUUUACUCCCCAGUAAUGUGAUACAUGCACAUUAAUCUACAAAAUAUAUAUACAUGACCUGCGAACAUGAGGCCAAGCGUCAAAUUUCGUCAUGUAAUUAAUAUAUGUAUGUGUACAUGA